AAGUGUGUCCGUGACUGUGUUGCUUGAAACUGUUUUCUCCCCAACCGAACGAACACAUUACCGUCGCCGGAAUUCUACGGCAUCGCGAUCCAUCCACCGUUCACCGUCUUCUAACCAACCAAACCAUCUAAAUUAGUUUUUAAUUCAAUUCCAAUUUCAAUGUCGAAGGAUAAAGAUCCUACCAAUUUGUCUCGCACCUUCAAAUACCUUUUAGCUACUCAAUUCUUGUCAAGAGGAAUUCCAUUUAUAUUCAAUACAUGGAUUGUAAGGCAUCUCACAGAAGAGGACUACGCGAUGUAUGCAGUGCAGUUUCAUCUAUUUGUCACAUGUGUUUUAUUUCUUAGCCGGGAGGGCUUCCGGCGAGCAUGCAUGAGAAUGGAUAUGAAACGUGAUGGUACUUCAAUUGAAGAAGAUGUCGGGAGGCUAAUGAAAGUAGCAUGGAUGAGUCUCCCACUUGGAAUAUUUGUUACCAUUGUAGCAUGCCUUUUUGUCUUCUGGUGGCAACAAAUAAGUUAUUUUAGUCCAUAUGGGCAAGCUGUCUUGAUCAAUGGUUGUGCCUGUAUUUUGGAGCUUUUGGCCGAGCCUUUGUAUAUUCUUUCUCAGACCUUGGUCUUGCUUGAAUUACGGUUGUUGGUUGAGACAGUAGCUACCUUCUCACGGUGCUUGACAAUGUACUUUUUAAUUGUCAAGCUAACUGGAAUGGAAAAAUCAAUCAUAUUUGCGCUGUCACAGUCUGCUUAUGGAGCUUGCUUAUUUCUUGGUUAUUGGGGCUAUCUGGUUAUUUUUCGGAAAUUCAGAUAUUCUUACCUUUUCCCAUUCAGAAAAGGAAAAGUUAUUGGAUUUGACCAGCAGCUGUCCAAGAUGUGUAUGCUGUUUACCUUUCAAUCCUUUCGAAAGUUGGUGCUUCAGGAAGGAGAGAAGAUAGUGCUUGUGUGGUUUGAUACACCAUAUAAUCAAGCUGUAUAUGGCCUCGUAGAUAAAUUAGGUAGCUUAGUGGUGAGACUUGUCUUUUUACCAUUUGAAGAAAGUUCAUAUACAGCAUUUGCAAGGUCUGCUUCAGGAGAAUACCCAGGAAAACACAAGAAAUUAGGAAACUGCUUGACAGAAUCCCUCAAGUUAGUUUUGUUGAUUGGCGUUGUUUUCAUGGCAUUUGGUCCAAGUUAUUCUUAUUCCCUCAUUAGAUUGUUGUAUGGAAAAAAAUGGAGUGAUGGAGAAGCAUCAACUGUCCUCCGCUAUUAUUGCUUUUAUGUCAUUGUUUUGGCAAUGAAUGGAACAUCUGAAGCCUUUAUGCAUGCAGUUGCAACAGAGAGCCAACUCAAGCGUUCAAAUGAUUCAUUACUUGUAUUCUCUUUGAUCUCUGUCGUUCUGAAUGUCCUACUAAUAAAGCUAUAUGGGUCAGUUGGCUUGAUCAUGGCAAAUUCUCUCAGUAUCCUUUCUGCCUUCUGGUUGCCUGUGCAGCAAUCCUUGUUCAAAUGAAAGUUAAAGGAAAAUUAAGAUCUAAAUGCACAAGAUUAAGGAAAAUAUAUAAAGAAAGGCCCUUGAUCAUGGGAAAGAAAUUGAGAAUAUAGCAAAGGAAAUGCGUUAACUCUUCUGUGUUAGUGUAUUUACUGUCAUAGUUAUUAUUUUAAGAUCUUUAUUAACAUGCUGAAUUAAACUCCUACUUUCUUUUUGACAUUAUUGCAUUUAUGUGUAUCUUAAUAUCAAUAAAACUCAACUAGCAUCCCCCCUCAUAAUCAUAUAGCAAAAAAUUAAAGGAAUAAAAAAGUCUAGCAUUGUGGAGGUUUUGUUCUUCUGAUGAGGAAUGAGUAGGAAGUUGUGUUGCAUUUUUAACACCGACUUUACUAAAUAUUUGUAUGAUCUCUAUGUUCUGAAAUAUAUGUAGACACAUUGACUUAAAUGGUUGCGAGAUUGGCCAAUGGCAUGAUCUGCUGCUACCACUGAUAAUUUACUAGAUUAUGCCAGGUGCAACAGUGCCUAGACAAGUAACAUUACUAGCAUGCCAACAGAGUCCUAACCUAGAUACUUCUGUCUAAACAGAUGAAAUCUAAUGCGGUUAUUUGUUCAACCAUAAUUAGCAUAUUAAUUAGACCCCUUCUUAAAAAAAAGAGCAUAUUAAUUAGAUCCUAUUAGUUCAACCUUUGAUUCUCACAUUUAAUUUACAUCAUUUAUGAAUGAAAAGUUUUGUUUUGAUCCUUCACUUGA
Messenger RNA from Trifolium pratense (red clover), 2202 nucleotides. Its product is annotated as protein RFT1 homolog. NCBI's taxonomy places the organism in Eukaryota, Viridiplantae, Streptophyta, Magnoliopsida, Fabales, Fabaceae. Gene Ontology annotation, cellular component: endoplasmic reticulum membrane. The transcript is spliced from 13 exons. The record is from RefSeq and is a predicted model, not a curated record. Gene Ontology annotation, biological process: dolichol-linked oligosaccharide biosynthetic process; glycolipid translocation. Bases 160 to 1476 code for a protein of 438 amino acids.